CACAGCUGUGCAGAGAGAGUGAGAGAGAGCGAUAAAGGAAGUGUUAGUGCACUUCGGCUUACAGUCAAGAUCAGACUGACUCACUAUGUCAGAUGUAACCCACUGCUGUGUGGCCCGAUAUGUGAUGCUACAUAUGUAGUUCAUGUCUGGAGAUCAUCAAGAACCAUGGCACAGAUUGUGAGCUUCAGUUCCGACAUUUCUCAAAUGGACUCUGACUAUGAGAACAUUUUGGAAGAUGAACUUGGUCAGGACUCAGCAACCAGCACCCAGAGGUGUCCUGAAGCCCUACAGAUGGAAGUUUUAAGGCAAUGCACAGACACACGGUCAACCACAAGAAGCCACAUGAGAGAUGAGACAGUCGAUAGUUUGCAGAGGAACUCUCUGCAGAGGAACUGCUGGUCAGCUGCUACCCUGAAAGUCCUCUCCUCAAUGCCUAGUCGCACCGCUGGGCCAAACAGCGCUGCAGUUAUUUCCAGGCAUGACAGAAACUCAUCUCAGCUACACAGACGCCGAAAUUCCUUGAAAGUUUACACUCAACCCUCCAGAAUAAUCCAGGAUAUCCUUGUCAAUUCAGAUGUGGAGGAAAUCAGUGCUGAAGAGAACAAAUUUGAGCAGUUGUUGUCCAACCUCAGAGGCCUCUCAGUGAGUGACCGCAUUCGCAAGCUGCGAGCCACGGCGCUCAGCCUGAAAGACAAGAUGGAAGUCAGGCGGCUUGCUUUCAGUGAUGUAGCUGAAAGUUCACUCAUCAGCAGAAAUAUUCCGUGCUAUAGUCGUAUGAAGGUCUACAUUUCCAGGACUUGGCGUAGCUGCUGGUUCAGCUGCCUCUCCGUCCGUGCUUCCCUUCAGUUGUGGCAUUCACCCAUGAAGAAACUGAGCGGACGUUUUGGAACAGGAGUGCUCUCCUACUUCUUGUUUCUUCGGACCCUCCUGCUCUUCAACCUCCUCCUCUUUGUCACCAACGGCCUGUUCCUGGUCUUCCCUCAAGCUGUCAACCCUCCCUCCCCUACUCCUUAUGACACUUUCACUGGUCUCGAUCUUCUAACAGGCACGGGUUACCUCUCUCAGAGUUUGAUGUUUUACGGCUACUACACCAAAACCUUCAUCCCCGACCCCGCUUGUGGAGCUGCUAACCAUGAAUCACCCGGCCUACCAGCCUGUGACCUCGAACAGCCCCAGAUAGCGCCAUACAGCAUCACUACAGCCUACUUUUUAACUAUUCCCAUCACCUUCUUCAUUAUCUGCAUCAUCCUGGUGUACAGCAUGUCCAAGUCCUUCGGGCAGAGUUUUCAAGUCCUCAAGUCUAAUGGGAAUCUAGCUGUGAAAGUCUUCUGCUGCUGGGACUUUAAAGUCAGCAAGAAGAUGUCUGUGAGGCUGCAGUCGGAGAAAAUCAGCACUCAGCUCAAAGAACUGUUGUCUGAGAUGAUCAGGGGAGAAGAUGGAAAGAGCUGCAUGCAGCGAUUCUGCCACCUCACAGUGCAUCUGGUGGCGUGGAUGAUUUGUCUGGCCAGCAUCUCUCUGGGCACCGCGGCAGUCCAUUUCCUGUCAGAGAACGCCAUUAAGCAGAAAUCUUUCGAAGACAUCGAGCUGCUGCUCCUGUCGGCGGUGGUGUCAGGCGUCAACCUGCUGCUCCCCGGCCUCUUCAACCUGUGCGCUUGGAUAGAGAUGCAUGACUCACCCAGUGUCCGAGUCUAUGUCUCCAUCUUCAGAAUUGCUGUGGAACCAGAAAAUCUACAUCUACAGUGUUGGGAGAGUUUUGUUGGGCAGGAGCUGUAUCGCUUACUCCUCAUGGACUUUAUCUUCACUGUGCUUUACACGUUUUUGGGAGAAUUCCUGUGGAGGCUAUUUUCAAAGCACGUCCUGAAAAAGAAUAGAAAGCCGGUGUUUGACAUUGCGCGUAAUGUCCUUGAGCUCAUAUAUGGACAAACCUUAACUUGGCUCGGGGUGCUGUUUGCUCCACUCCUUCCAACGGUCCAGAUCAUCAAACUGUUCGUUCUCUUUUACAUGAAGAAGACGAGCCUGCUUCUCAACUGUCAGUCCUCCAGAAAGCCCUGGAGGGCCAGCCAGAUGACAACGCUUUUCAUCUCUCUUUUGUGUUUCCCUUCAUUUCUCGGAGCUGCCGUGUCUGUCACUUACGCAAUUUGGACGACUAAACCCUCGUCAGAGUGCGGCCCUUUCAGGAAUCUCACCACCAUGUACCAGUCGGGGCAGCUGUGGGCUCGGGAGCUGGAGAGCUCCCACCCCAUCCUGUCGUGGAUCAGCUGGGCCUACAACUCUCUGCUGGAGAACCCGCUGGUGUUGUUCCUCGCCACCGGAGUAUUACUAAUGGUGAUAUACUUUCAAGCUCAAGUUGUUGAUGGCCAAAAAAGAAUCAUCAGUCGGUUAGAAAAGCAAAUUGAAAAUGAGGGUAAGGACAAAAAGUUCCUCAUCACCAAAUUGCAAGGUCUUUCUGAACAGAGCAGUCUGGUUUCCCCACAUCGUUAAGGUGAAUAAUCCCAGUGCAGUUUUUUCUUUGUGGGUGAAACUUAUUUGCAUACUCAGUUUUUGACCUUGGCCCGUAUUCACCAACAUCCAGAGAAUACUCUGAGGGCUCUGAACCUAGCUUUUUUUUUUCUUUUUUUAAACUUGGAAUCCUAGCUGAAGAGUGAUGGACCCGGCCACCCACUUGGAAGAUUAAUAGCCUUCGUACAUGGGGCGUGACCUAACCGCUAGGCCAUCUGUGCGCCUAGGUACAGAAACAUUUUAAUCUUAGGUAGCUGGUGUGGUUGACCCUGUUGCUAGGUAUGACACAUUCUUCCAAAAGCUGUGAUUGGUUGAUCAAAAAAUGGGAAGAAAACGUUUUGAUCUUAAUGAUAAUGAGUAUAGAAAUCUAGUCAGACAUUCUGUAAAAUAAAUACUCUUUUUAUGUAAUAAACAUCUGCGCUCCAUUAAUUGUAAGCUAUACUUCAAGAGUAAAGCUUGAUCAGCUCAUAGUGACGUCAGCUGAUAGGUAGCAUCUGUGGAGGGAUCCACAUGCAUGUCUCACUUUGCACUGAUGAAAGUCCAAAAUGGACAGAAAUGUCUGCAUAAAUAAAUUUGAUCUCUUCAUUAAGAACAUUCCCAACCAUCGGUCUGUACUCCUUUUGUUCUCACGAUUCCAUUAAUUUCGCAAGUAGGAGCAUCUCUUUGUAGGUAGGAAGCUCGUUGAAUACAGCCCCUUAUUUAUUUCAGAGAUUUGUCUCUUUUGCCCUACAGCCUGUGGCUGAACAACAUUCACAACAUACUGGACAAAUCUGGAGACAUCUUCACCUUGAUAUUGUGUGCUCAACUGAUUGUCAACUCUUAUCAGAAAGGUCACUCAAUACGGUGCAACGACAGAAGCCAAAUCAAAACCAAUUAACAUAAAAAGAAAGUUUCAUUAUGUUUAGUACAGGAUGAACACAAAUCUGUUUAUUAUAUCUAUUUAAAUGUAAAGCUCCUGAACUAUGUCAGGGUGUCUAUUGUGUGAAGAUAUUUUUAAAUGAAUGACUUUAUGAACUAUGAUGUAUUUAAAGACAAAAUAAAUGUGUGAUGUAAUGAAGGA
This is a messenger RNA of Labrus bergylta (ballan wrasse), 3559 nucleotides long. Lineage: Eukaryota; Metazoa; Chordata; Actinopteri; Labriformes; Labridae. The record is from RefSeq and is a predicted model, not a curated record.